AUGGCAACCGCCAGUCCAGGUCAAGCAACGUCUUCAAUGACGCAGCAGAAUCGCUGCCGUCUGUUGCGUCUUCAAAUGCUCAUUAUAGACGGUGGACUACAAAUACUAAGAAAUAUUUUAGAUACGAAACUUAAAAAUGUAUCUCUUAGCGCAUUUUUACAACAAGAAAGGUCAACAAUAACCAAACUAAGAACGCGCGGAAUAAUUACACAGGUACAAUAUGAUCUACUGUUUCCAUCAGUUGGCAUCGGUCCAACUACAACAGACCUAGACAUCACGUUAAUCAUAUGUCUCCUUAGAAACAUCAAAACAUUCGGGUUGAACAAGAACUUUCAAUGGAACACAAUUCCUACCCAAGGUGAUACGACAGUUGAGGCUGAUAUAUCUCGUCUGAAAAUAUAUAGAAACGAGGUCAGUCACAUAUCUUCAACAAGUGGAAUAACGCUGAAUGUUUUCACAACAAAGUGGGCGGAGAUUGAACAGGUUCUUUUGAGGUUGAACUCGGCAGUGACUCCCAUACCAGACCUUCAAAUUAUGAUUGAUGACUUCAAAGUGAAUCCACUUGACCCACAGGCGGAGAGAAGGGUUCAGAAAGCCAUAGACAAUUGGCAUAAGUUAGAAACGGGUGUAGAAGCUGAAUUAAAACUGUUGAAAAUGGAGGACGAGAAGAUAAAAAGUACUCUUAAUUUGCAAUAUCAAAUCACGAGAAAGCAUACACAGAGAAUGGAUGAAUUAAACAAGAAAACGUGUGAACAUGAUAAACAAAUACAUGACCAUGCUAAGCAAAUACAAGAAUUAAAGGUUAAGGAAGAAACUAGAAAAGAUGACAAAACAGAGACAGGAUCAAAAUAUGAAGAAAGUAAACAAAAACUGAAGGAUGAACUAAUUACAUGGUACAAAACCAAUCAGAGUACAGUUCCUCUUUCACCACUCACAGAUGCUGUCCCUACCCCUCUAGCCGGGUUCUACAUAAUGCCUGAAAUUGACAUACAGAUUUAUCAGACUGAUGGUGGAAAAGAAACAAUUAGAGUCAAGUCGUUACAGGACCUGUUUAUUUCGGGUAGAAAUAUUUCUCAGGAAAUAUACUUAUCAGCGGUCGCUGGAUUUGGGAAAACAGCAUUUUCAAAAUAUCUCGCAUUGACGUGGUGUCAAGCUCAUCAAAAAGAUAAAAAUUAUAAGCAUUUUAAAGGAGAAGAGUUGAAGGUGUUAUCUGACUUUGAGUUUUUAUUUCUAGUGCUAUUGAGAGAUUCAGCUAAAGUAUGUGAUGUUGACGGCAUGAUUGAAGAACAGCUGAUACAAAAUCUCCCUUGCUCAUCUUUCAUGCCUGAAGGUCUUUUAAAGGACAUUCUACAUGACAAAAAAUGUCUUGUUAUAUUAGAUGGACUAGAUGAAUGGACUCAUCCUGACAACGAUUGUUCAAGACUUCCUAAAAGUAUUCCACAUCGAUAUGCACGUGAAAAGUGUGUAAUCUUAACAACGACCCGGCCAUGGAAGCUUGGAAUGUCAAACUUGAUGCAAAGAGGCGAAACAGUAGAGCUAGUUAAACUAAAUAAAGACAAUGCCAGGCAAUUUAAGAGUAACGCAAUGAAAAUAUUGAAUAAGAACUUUAAAGAUAGUGACCUGAAAAAUGAAGUGUGUAGAUUUGAACAAGCAAUCAGUGACCAUGACCUUGAAGAUAUGGAUACCACCCCUCUCCUAUUACUCUAUCUUAUAUGUUUAUGGGUUGAAAAAAUUUCAAUAGGAAAUUCAGCAGUAGAAUUAUAUACAGGCAUUAUUCAGCUUCUCCUAUCUAGAACAGAAAAGUUACAUGGAAAGUUUCAUUCAGCAUGUAAAAAAUCUCCGAGUUACGUCCCUGAAUGUUUCAGAAAACAUAAACAUUUUUGUAGUUACUACACGUUUCUUUUGACCAUUGGGAAACUAGCUUUUUAUACAUUUUUCAGUAAGAAAAAGGAACACAGAUUAGUUUUUGAUAAAAAUGUUGCUGAAAAAUAUCUUAAUCAAGAAGAUUUGAAAUCAAGCUGUCUAUCAGGAAUAUUAUCAGAAAGUGAAGUGAAAACAUUAACAAAUGAAACUUCUAAAAUCUCAUUUUCACACAAAACAGUGCAUGAAUACUUUUCAGCAAUAUUUAUGAGUUUUCAAAAUACAUGUGAAGUCCAGAGAAUCCUAUUUGAAGAGUGCCAGUGUUUACAAAAUAUUCUAGACAUGUCAAAAGUGUUUGUUUUCAUCAGUAACAUGAACCCUAAAUUAAUGUCUGCAAUAUCAAGUUAUUUAAUGCCUGUGAUAAACAAUGAUAAAAUAACAAUAAAAAGCAGAACUUUGACAAGAUAUAAUAACAUGUACAUUGGUCCAUUACAAGACAUACAAGACAUGUACAUUUCUUGUAAAUUAAUCUACUAUGGAGAAAAUGUAGAAGAGGAAAUAAUGAGCUUGUUAUUGAACCCAUUAAAAUGUUUAACUGUGGCAUCAGGUAAAUGGGAAAAUCAUAAAUUUGUAAGAGGACGUUACCUGCUGUCUGCUGAGAUAAAUAGACGACUGGUUAAAUUACAACACCUGGAGCGUUUACAUAUACAAGGUUUCACUAUGACCCACAAGGUAAUGGAGACAUUGUUUAAUUUCCUCACUAGUAAAAAAACAAUGAAAGAAAUAAGAUUGUAUCGUUUAUACUGUAGUGAUCAUGAUACUUCAUGUAGGGGAUUCAACCUUGACCUAUCUCAACAUUCACAACUAAGACAUUUAGAAUUGGCCAGGAUACCUGUGUCACAAUUAAACAUGGAUGUGUCGUUGUUAGAGGAUUGUGGUGUUGGUGGAUUAUAUAAACCUGGUGUUGCGUCAUCUUAUCUCAGUCAACUACCAGCAGCCAGUAUACUACAAACACUUACGUGUAAAUAUCUAGAAUCUUCCAGUGAUAUAGAAUCAAUGGUACAAACAUUACCAUUGUUACAUCAUUUGAAAGUUGUUAGGUUAAGGAGAAUAAAACUUGGUGAAAGAUCAUUUACACUGUCACCUCAAAUGAUCAAUAUUGAAUGUGUUACCUUGUCUCAUAUAACAAUGUCUUGUUCAGUGUUACAUGAUCUCAUUACUGUUAUAAACAAACUACCACAUACAGUGACAGUACAAAUGAAAGGUUGUGAUAUAAAACCAGAAACAAAAUUUAAAGAGUUUAAAACAUUCAUAAAACACUCAGACAAUUUUGUGGUCACACGUGAUCGCACCAUUAAGUCUGGAGAUUUCAAGUUUGAUUUCAAAACAACAACAAACUUGAAGAGUAAUCUUAAAUGA
This is a messenger RNA of Ruditapes philippinarum (Manila clam), 3279 nucleotides long. RefSeq lists its product as uncharacterized. NCBI's taxonomy places the organism in Eukaryota, Metazoa, Mollusca, Bivalvia, Venerida, Veneridae. Bases 1 to 3279 code for a protein of 1092 amino acids. The record is from RefSeq and is a predicted model, not a curated record. The transcript is spliced from 6 exons.